AGCAGACAGCCGUCGGGUCCCGGUGUCGCGGUAUUCCGGGCGGCUGCAGCGGAGCAUCAGAAGCCCGGCGCCCUCAGGCGGAGCCCCGGUCAGCGUGUGCCCGCCCCGGCGCUCCUCGGCCCCCGCCUGAUGCCACGGUCUUAAUCGAACCACUGCAGAGCCAAGAUGAAGACUGCAGCAGAAGAAAAGCCGGCGGUGGAACCCAGAACCCUCGACCGGCCCCCCCACGAGCCGCGUGGCAGAACCUUCAGAGAGGGGAACGAGCCAGAGCGCCCCAAGGACCCCGAGGAUCCUGGGAAAGCAGAGGAACCCGAGGAUCUUGGGAAAGCAGAAGAAUCUGAGGAUUCUGGGAAACCAGAGGACCCCAAGGAUCCUGGGAAAGCAGAGGAACCCGAGGAUCUUGGGAAAGCAGAAGAAUCUGAGGAAUGUGAGGAACCCAAGGAACCGGUGUGCCUGUGCAGGCAGUGUGGGAGUGUUCUCCCUGAGCAGAGCCCCCACAGGGAGCACGUCUGGAACCGGGCCGGACCGUACCAGUCCGACCGGGCCGGACCGUACCUGUGCUCCCACUGCGAACAGAACUUCAGCCCACCAAAAGAUCUGACGGGCCACGCUGGAGUCCACAGCGAGGACAAACCCCACAGCUGUGACUUCUGCGGCAGAAGCUUCCGCUGUUUGAGCACGUACAAGAACCACGUGCGCAUCCACACCGGCGAGAAGCCGUACCGCUGCGCCUUCUGCGGCAGCAGGUUCACGCAGUGCAGCACCUACGUGCAGCACCUGCGCAUCCACACCGGCGAGAAGCCCUACACCUGCCAGCAGUGCGGCCGGAGCUUCAGCCGCGUCAGCUACUACAACCAGCACCGGCGCGUCCACACCGGCGAGAAGACCACCUGGUGCCGCGUCUGCGGGCGGGGCUUCGGCCGGCUGGGGAGCUACGUGCGCCACCUGCGCAUGCACACGGGCGAGAAGCCGUACCGCUGCGAGCAGUGCCACCGGAGCUUCAGCCAGUCGGGCAGCUACAGCCAGCACCUGCGCACCCACAGCGGUGAGAAGCCGUACUGGUGCUCGCUCUGCAAGCGCUACUUUGCGUGGUCGCUGUCCCUGAGGAAGCACCGCUGCGUCAGAGCGGACGACGACGAGGCGGACCGCGAGACGGACGCCGUUUGAUCACGUCGGCCUUCGCCUCUCGUGCUUCCAGAAGCGAUCCGUCCCGAGAAAACACUUUUAACAUUCCAACUUUUUCAUGUUGAAAGAGAGCAUGACCGGUCAGAACCAGGACUGCUGAGGCCCUGCCCACACCACAACCACAACCAGGGACAACUCCAGACUUCUUCUGUUUCCAUGGCAACAGUGCUGGGAGUCACCAAAACAAUCACUUGUUGGAACCGGUUGCAAAGGUUGAGCUGGUCUGAGACGCUCCAGGAGGAAUAAGCAAGGCCGCCUCCAGAGCGAGUCCCGGGUCGACAGCGUCGCAGCGUCCAGUCCGUACUGCUACUCCCCAUUCUGAAUGUUUCGAGCGCAUCAUGAUCUGUCCACGUGUGUGUGGACUCAACACACACACCACCAACAGCGACCCCUUGUGGCCUGACACGCCAACUACACCGUUUCAGUGUUUCUGCUGUGGCCGUGUGAACGCCACACGUUUCUGAAACUGACACGAAAUUUCCCUUAAGGCGUGAAUGUUUUCUCUGUUUGCCCUUGCACAUGAUAAGCCCUAUGGAUGGUUUCUUCUCAAGAAUUAAUGGUAAAACAAACAAAAUAAAUAAAAUACUUCUUAAAACGCA
Salarias fasciatus (jewelled blenny) is the source of this 1784-nucleotide messenger RNA. Its product is annotated as zinc finger protein 239-like. The transcript has 3 exons. Lineage: Eukaryota; Metazoa; Chordata; Actinopteri; Blenniiformes; Blenniidae. The record is from RefSeq and is a predicted model, not a curated record. The coding region runs from base 166 to 1167 and encodes 333 amino acids.